This is a messenger RNA of Ruditapes philippinarum (Manila clam), 872 nucleotides long. RefSeq lists its product as uncharacterized. The record is from RefSeq and is a predicted model, not a curated record. The transcript is spliced from 3 exons. Bases 111 to 686 code for a protein of 191 amino acids. NCBI's taxonomy places the organism in Eukaryota, Metazoa, Mollusca, Bivalvia, Venerida, Veneridae.
CAGAUAUAGAAAAACUUCAGUCACGCAUAAAUACAAUUGAGGAAAGGCUCAAAACAAGAGAUGAAAGUCAUUUAAGUAAUGAUCUGAAGGUACUGGUUGACAGGUUUGACAUGGUGGAACGUAAAUUUCAAGACGAGACCGGUAAUUUAAAACUUCUUCAAAAUGGACCAACAGUCUCUGCAACGAGUAAAUCCAAAUCAAAGACUAAAUCAGAACCUUAUGAUAAAGAUAAAACUGCCGAUCAAAAACAUGAUGACACCAAUAGAAAGAAGAAUCUAAUAAAUCACGAUGAAGGCGACCCACUAACAGCAGAUCCAAAGGGUCAAGGUCUACAUAAACAUACCAAUAGUUUUAAGUCUAAGUCAGCACCGCCUGAGGGUGAUAAUGCAUUUAACAGAAUGACAACCGCAGAGAAAAACGAUGCUACAAAGACUAAAGAAAAACAAAAAUUAAACGAUGAUAAAAAGUUUAAAGAAAACAGUUUGAGGAACAUGGAAAGUAGAUCUGGACUUUAUAACAACCGAAGCAACGCUGGAGAAGGAAAUAAAGGAAAUAGAAAAAGCAAUGUUCCGUUAAAGAAGCCAAACUUCAUGGUACCUAAACAGUCAGGUAUUAUAUUUGUCUUAUGUCUAAAUCGUAAUUUCUUGAAGUCAUAUUUAUUAAUGUGGCAUUCACAAUUUGACUAAAGUUAUGACCUACUUAUUUCUUAAAUGCAGAGCGUUAUUUAGAGCUGAUUUUAAUUAGAUUGGUGGCAUUCACUAACACAAACUUUUGUUAUUGAAACAAAUCAAGUAUUAGACAAUUAUGGUGGUGUUCCAGGAAAAUGAUUUAUACUUCAUUUAAAUGUAGCGGCGUCUCCUUCUUCUGGUAUU